Lactuca saligna is the source of this 480-nucleotide messenger RNA. Lineage: Eukaryota; Viridiplantae; Streptophyta; Magnoliopsida; Asterales; Asteraceae. The record is from the annotation of a GenBank genome assembly.
AUGAAUAUUCAUCUGUUGUUGUAUCAGCAGGGUAUGAUCGUUCCUUACGUGCCUGGGACUGUAGAUCUCACAGCACUGAGCCAAUUCGGGUUUAGCUUUCUUUCCCUUUCCCUUUCCCUUUUCUACAUCUACAUCAUUGACACCUUUCUAGACAACGUUAUGUCUAUCUAUUUAACAAAAACUGAGAUUAUUGCUGGAAGUGUUGACGGAACUGUACGGACAUUUGACAUCCGGAAUGAUGGAACUGUAUCUCUCUAUCAAAUGAUGAAAGAGGGGCAUAACAGUCUUUUAGAUUAUGCUUGGAGUAGUGGAGAUCAAGUUGAUGUUUGGGUACAAGAUAGCUGGCAUGAAGCAAUUGUUAUGGACACAAAUAAGAUUGAUUUGACUUCUUUAACUGUCCAGUUUCCUGCUCAAUCAAAGGCAUCAAUUGUUAGGUCAUGGCAUGUGAGGCCAACUCUUGUCUGGAAGGAUGACAAGUAG